AUGCAAAGCGUAGAAGAGCAUACUGUCAGAAGACCGACUCGCCACGAUACGUUUGACCUCAGGGAUCAAAUGGCUUCAGAAGACGCGCAACACAACACGGCGCAUAACGACCACACAUAUCCCUCCGAUGAAGAACACUCUGUCCUCGAGGAUGACUCGGACAACGAGGACAGAGACGCGGAAUACAUGGAAGAAGACGACGGCUCCUCGUCACUCUCUAUUCCAAACGAGUCCAUCGACUUCGACUUGGUCUAUGCGCUUCACAGUUUCGCAGCUACCGUAGAAGGGCAGGCGAACGUCGUGAAAGGAGACAGUCUCUUUCUCAUGGAUGACAGCAACAGCUACUGGUGGCUUGUGCGUGUUCUCAAGACUGAAGAAGUCGGAUAUAUACCCGCUGAGAACAUCGAGACUCCGUUCGAGCGUCUCGCGAGGCUGAACAAGCAUCGGAAUGUUGACCUGGCGUCCGCUACGUUUGCUGAACUGGAACAAACGCGCGAUCGGCUCCGCGACAACCUGUCAUCCCGCACCGGGUCCAAUCCGACGCCCUCGCCCACACCUGGUACCCGAGGUCGUUCGCGGCAAGCCAGGGGUGUCGCAUUUACCCGUUCCUUCUCAGUGCACCGGUAUCCCCCUGCUGUAUGGGGUGAUGAAGAGGAGGAUGAAGACGUCGAGUGGGACGACGAGGGCUACGAAGACGAGGAUCCAGAAUUAGCGGAGGCGCAGGACGAGGACGAGGACAUGAUUAAAGAAGGUCCAGGUACAGGUGAACCUUCAUUACCCGUGGAGCCGGAUGAUGGUAUGAGCUGGGAAGAAGGAGCGGUGGAGGCAAUACAGGCGCGAUCACAUCCCGAGGUUGCUGCCGAAAAUACGCAAGCAUUGCAACAGCAGCAGGACUGGGUUGCUGCUUCGCAGCAGCAAUUGCAGCCCCUACGUACUCAAACGUCGCGCGAAAGGCUCACUAUCGUUGUGCAAGAUGAUAGUACACGCACAGUCUCGUCACCCACCAAAACUAUGGAUCCAGCCCAAGCGACAGAGACUAGGAAGAUGUCGAUUACACCCCCGGUAGCUCGCGCCGAGGAUCAGCGCUCGCAGUCUUCACCUGCUCCUACUGGCCCACUCCUUCCCAGUAUGAUUAUGCAGCAGCAGUCUGAAGAGAGAAAGCGUACGCGUGAGGAAAUUGAGGCCCUCGAAGAAGCUGCUCGCAAGAAGCUCAAUACCAGUGCAGGUCCAACUGGCGGUACUACUGGACAAGGGAAGGCCGCACAGACCUCAGGCUCUCCAGGACGUCCCGCUGGCGGUGCCAAGUUGAGAAAGGAGCGUGAGCCUACGACAGACGAUGAAAGCGGGAAGGAGAAAGACAAGAAGAAGAAGAGUAGCGGUGUAUUUGGGGGCUUAUUCGGAAGGAGGAAAGACAAGGAAAAGGGGAAAGACAGGAAUUCAGAAACUGGCAGCGCAGCUGGAAGCGACGCUCGCGAAUCAGAAGAGUCUGGAAGAUCCUUCAAGGAGUCGACAUCGGUCGGUCCGCCACUGUCCCUCGCAGAUACCGCUCCGUCAGUACGACAGCCGCAAUCAUCGCAGCAGCCAGCCAAUGUCGUUGACAGCAAACAAGCUGCUCAGAAACAACCUCAGCAGUCCUCACAAAGGGAGCCGAGCUCAGCGGAAGCUACGCCUCCGGCUGCCAUACAGGUGCAGCUGUCGCAACACGCGUCGCAGUUGCGCCAGCGCGACCAACAACAACAGGCGCUCUACCAGCAGUAUCUCAACCGCUCACCUUCAACACCACCAGAGGCACAACCUUCCUCUACCACGAGUUCCAUUUCGAGCACCACUCCUUUGCGCCCCCGUCCAACCUCUCUGGUACUGUCGCCUUCCACAAUGGAUGGUCAGGGGGUCGGACUCCCAGACUUGAGUGUCAUCCGUGUCUUUGCAGCCCCCAAUCUACAGACAGAGGCUACAUUCAAGACAGUCUUACUCAAUUCGUCCACGACAGCAUCAGAUCUCGUCCGUCAGGCGAUCCAACGGUUCCGCUUACCUGCUGGUGAGGACGAGAAGAAUUAUUUCUUGACCAUCAAACAAGUGGAGGGUUCGUCCGCGGCUCUCCUGCCUCAUGAGAAGCCCCUUGGAGUGUUUGAGUCACUCGUAGAGGCCGCAAUGGAGCUGCCGAAGGUGAAGCGAAGCAGUGUGGGCAGCAUCAGCUCUGUUGCAAGCAAUCUUUCAAUGCACCCCGCCAUCAAGAGUUUAUCUAUGAACGAUUUCACAGAUGAUUCAGCGGUCAAGUUCUACUUGAACCGCAAAGGCGACGACAGAGACAACACUUUCCUCGGAGAGAAUGGCGAGGAUACACUACUUGUAGAGAGCCCCCAAGAGGUGAACAUGGAGUCGCCGCAGUCACGCUCUCAAUAUCUCACAGUAUCCCCUACAACCGCCAACACGCAUACCGUUACUCCAGAGCGUUUCAGCUCCCCUUCAUACAGGUUCGCGUUACAGUUAGUCAUCUACUCAGAUGAUCUGCCGGACGACAUGGUGUUCGAUACUCUCACUGAGGCAAUUGUCUUCAAGAAUACCUCGCGUGAUAGAUCACAAUCUAGUGUGGGCGCCUCCUCUGGCAUCUCUCAAACGCACCGGCGAAAGGUGUUUGUAUUCCCUAAGAACGUGACAGUCGCUGAGGUGAUUGAAUUGGGGCUGGAACGGUUUGGUAUACUCGAGGGUGUAGUAGAUGGCGGUGACGAAGUAGAGGACAAGCUGACCAAACGGAGGAGUUCGUCUCGCGUCCGGUAUGGUCUCUCGGUGGACAUUGGCGGGAAAGAGCGAGAGCUUUCCCCCUCUAGUAAAGUGGUCGAUGCUUUCCCGCGCCCACCUACUUAUCGAGCAAUGGACCGCCGUUUUGGUGACAGCAAACGGCGCUCUGUCGAUUCUGCACAGCUACUACUAGGCAACACUGAGGACGUAAACCCUGAAGAUCCUAUGUUCGUCCUACGCCGCGCUGUGUCAUAUCGCACAAGUCGGCGUAGGUCGUCGGCUCCUCUCGACGAAAUUGCAUUGCAGCAAUUGCACCGUAACUCUGUUGCGAGCUCCAGCGCAGGUACUGAUUCCACAGCUGGACCUUCAGAAGAAGCCAAACAGCCGCAGACGUCUAAACAAGCCAUCAUAGCUGCUCAGCGUGCAGCAAGUCGGGCUAAUCAACGUGCAAUUCUGUCCGCGCAGGCCAACUCUGCCCGUGGUUUGGAUGUCCUUCUUCCUGGAAAUGCGAUGAUCCGUAGUUCUCGCUAUGAAGUCGACGACAAGAUGCGUUACUCAUACGUUGAACCGGGUGGAGAAACCUACGACAUCAGUGACAUCGUCGAGGAGGAGUGGCGAGGUGAGGUAGGGCCUAGUCAGAAAGCAAACCUUACUGGCGACGAUCUGCUGCAUGGGGUGCUUGCGCGUAAGGAUGUUCUUGGAGCAAAAUUGGACCGUGUAUUGAGCAAGAUCAAACAUGAAAAGGGCACUGGCAGGGUGCCCGUCUCUCAAUCAACAUCCGUUAAUACUCUUUCUACCGUGGGGUCGAGUUCUCCUUCCAACUACUCGAGUGCAGAAGGUGGCUCUGGUAUAUCUGCUUCUCGGGAAGUCACUCCGACCAGUCGCACGUUCUCUGGCAGGUCCGAAUCCACUACUCAACGAGUUACCUCCCCCUUGUCUCGCCUUUCGAGUUACCGCACGGCGAGUUCUGGAGACUCAGACGGUCACUUUGGUACCCGGAGUACUACUCCUAACGCUGCUCAAACCAAGUCUAUGCCACAUGAGCGCCAACCGUCAGCGCUCUCAGAGCUGUCCGUGUAUCGGACAGCUACGCCUACGACACCGCUGGGAGGCACACCUACUGCCACCCCUAAACCUCAGCGUCCGCGUCUGACUCUUCCCAAUGAUGACUUUGGUCUUUCACAGAUGAUGGCCAUCAUUGAAUUGAAGGCAUCACGCCACAAAAUACCCGAGCCACCACUGCUUCCAGCAGUGGAUGACUUGCUAUUUGGCAGGCCCUUGGAUGUCAUUUCUUUGCAUCCUCAGAUUAGAAACAUCUACCAUAACACCUUCAAGCAGCUUGAGGAGAUGGAUGACGUGUUGGACAAUCUAUUGCAGAGUGUGGGUCACACCUUUUGA
This is a messenger RNA of Sparassis crispa, 4137 nucleotides long. RefSeq lists its product as hypothetical. Gene Ontology annotation, biological process: establishment or maintenance of actin cytoskeleton polarity; signal transduction. Gene Ontology annotation, molecular function: protein binding. The record is from RefSeq and is a predicted model, not a curated record. NCBI's taxonomy places the organism in Eukaryota, Fungi, Basidiomycota, Agaricomycetes, Polyporales, Sparassidaceae. The transcript is spliced from 5 exons. Bases 1 to 4137 code for a protein of 1378 amino acids. Gene Ontology annotation, cellular component: cell tip; microtubule cytoskeleton.